Protopterus annectens (West African lungfish) is the source of this 6139-nucleotide messenger RNA. It is a transcript of the gene AAK1, whose product is annotated as AP2 associated kinase 1. Lineage: Eukaryota; Metazoa; Chordata; Ceratodontiformes; Protopteridae. Gene Ontology annotation, molecular function: protein kinase activity; ATP binding. Bases 676 to 4446 code for a protein of 1256 amino acids. Gene Ontology annotation, biological process: protein phosphorylation. The transcript has 19 exons. The record is from RefSeq and is a predicted model, not a curated record.
UCCUGGUUAAGCCAUCCUAUGCCACUGUUUCUAACAGCUAGUACUACCGCUGCCAGUGACAGCAGUAGCAAACAGUCUUAUCAACUUUAGUACCAACCGGUUGGCACUGGGAACUCCAACGGUCAGUGUGUCCGUAAGCAUUUCCAGAGUCAUGCUAGUCUGUUUCACACGGGACUGAGCGCCGGCGCGGGGUACCGGGGACUGUAGGUUGCGUGCAUUUAAUGACUGACCAUCCAUUCAUCCAUUGAAGAGACGGCGUUACAGUUGGAUUCUGAGACACGGAGUCACUGCUCAAGGAAGGCGAAGAGACUUGACUCUAGUCAGCGUCCUGCCAGAUAAGGGGCGGGUUCCGAGACCGACCGAACUUGUCCUUCCCGGCGUGCAGGUCUGCUGACAGCCUCUCUUAAUCUCUCCCUUGGGGGGAGUUGCAGCAUGCCGUGUCCGUGACGCCCGUCAGUGGCUUACAUCAUCUCAGUUAUUCAUUUUUCCCCGCUUGCCCUGUAGGGGUCACUCGGCCCUGGAAAGAGCCGCAAGCCGGGUUGGGAGAUGUACCUGAAGCAGCUGACUGACCCGUUGGUUGUUUUCUAAUAAAUAAAAAUUGUACAUACUGCAAGGAUAGUUAGGGCCUUCCUUGUGUGUACACGGUUGAUUUAUAGGCAUAUUUUCGCUUCAGCCAUGAAGAAGUUUUUCGACUCUCGUCGGGAGCAGGGCAGUUCUACUCUUGGUUCUGGUUCUGCUGGAGUGGGUGGAGGUGGCAGUAACUCUGGCGUGGGCACUGGAUAUAUCGGCCGGGUUUUCACAGUGGGGCGCUACCAGGUUACCGUAGAUGAGGUGCUGGCUGAAGGAGGAUUUGCUCUAGUGUUCUUGGUACGGACCCAUAAUGGAAUGCGAUGUGCUUUAAAACGAAUGUAUGUAAAUAAUGAAUAUGAUCUGCAAGUGUGCAAGAGGGAGAUACAGAUCAUGAGAGAUCUAGCAGGCCAUAAAAACAUUGUUGGUUUUAUUGAUUCCUGUAUUACAUCAGUGAGUGGAGGUGAUGUGUGGGAGGUUCUCAUUCUUAUGGAUUUUUGCCGUGGUGGACAGGUGGUUAACCUGAUGAAUCAACGCCUGCAAACUGGUUUCACAGAGACUGAGGUUCUGCAAAUAUUCUGUGACACAUGUGAGGCUGUUGCUAGACUACAUCAGUGUAAAACUCCUAUUGUACAUAGAGAUUUAAAGGUUGAAAACAUUUUGCUGCAUGAUCGAGGACACUAUGUUCUUUGCGACUUUGGAAGUGCAACUAACAAAUUCCAAAACCCACAAUCUGAAGGUGUGAAUGCUGUUGAAGAGGAAAUUAAAAAGUACACUACAUUAUCAUACAGAGCCCCUGAAAUGGUCAACUUGUACAGUGGAAAAGUUAUCAGCACAAAGGCUGAUAUUUGGGCACUAGGCUGUUUACUAUAUAAACUGUGUUUCUUCACGUUACCAUUUGGAGAGAGUCAGGUUGCAAUCUGUGAUGGUGCGUUUACCAUUCCUGACAACUCCCGAUACUCAAGUGAAAUGCACUGCCUAAUCAGGUAUAUGCUUGAGCCAGAUCCAGAUAUCAGGCCAGAUAUCUACCAAGUCUCAUAUUUCGCAUUUAAACUUGCCAAGAAGGAGUGUCCAGUUCAGAAUACACAAAACUCUACAAUCCCUAUUAAGCUUCCUGAGCCUUUCCGAGCUAGUGAGGCUGCUGCUAAGAAGAGUCAACCAAAAGCCAGGUUGACAGACCCCAUUCCUACAACAGAGACUUCUAUAGCUCCUCGUCAGCGGCCUAAAGCUGGACAGACUCAACCAAACCCCGGAAUUCUUCCAAUUCAGCCUACUUUGACUCCAAGGAAGAGACCGGUUGGUCAGGCAUCCCCACAGCCACAAGGUGCUACAGUCAUGAACAGUAUCCAGGCCUCACAACCUUCAGUCUCAUCACAGCCUCAAGCACCCCAGGCCCCUCAACCUCAGCAGAAACCAUCUCAGACCGUACCUUCUCAGCAGCAACCUCCAUCUGCACAGCAGAACAUUCCUACUACACAGCCACAGGCAACACCCCAGCAUCAGCAGCAACAGUUGUACUUGAAACAGCAGUUACUACAGCAGCAAGCACUACAGCAACAAGCACUACAGCAUCAAGCACUACAACAACAGCAACAACAGCAACAACAGCAGCAAGCACUACAGCAACAGGCACUUCAACAGCAAGCUUUUUACCAACAGCAGCAUAUGAUUCAAGCUGCCCAACAGUACCAAGCCAUGCAGCAGGCAGUUCAGCAGCAAAUGAUGCAGCAACAGAUGAUGCAGCACUAUUACCUGCAGCAACAGCAGCUUGCAUCUGCAGUGCAGCACCAGCAGCAGAUGCAUUUGUUAACACAGCAGGCAGCCAUGCAACAGAAGGCAUCUGCAGCAGGGCAGCAAAUACAGCAGGUUCCAUUACCCCCCAACCAGCAAACCCAGGGAGCAUCAACGCAGGAUCGGGCGAUGCAGUCUCAAGUACGACAACCUCUGACACCUGCACAGACUCAGCCUUCACAGAUGCAGAAACUUGGGUCUCUCACACCUCCAUCCUCCCCAAAAACUCAGCGUGCUGGACAUAGAAGGAUCUUAAGUGAUGUCACGCACAGUGCUGUGUUUGGAGUCCCAGCAAGUAAAUCUACCCAGCUUCUACAGGCUGCAGCUGCAGAGGCAAGCCUAAAUAAGUCUAAGUCAGCUACUACCACUCCAUCAGGUUCACCAAGAACUUCACAGCAAAAUGUGUAUAAUCCUCCGGAUGUUUCCUCAUGGAAUCCCUUUGACGAUGAUAACUUUUCCAAGCUCACUGCUGAGGAAUUACUUAACAAAGACUUUGCAAAGCUGGCUGAUGAAAAGACAGCUGAUAUAUUAGGGCUCGAGUCUAACCCUCCACUUCUGAACAUCUCUGAUCCAUUCAAUCCUCUCCCACUGUCUGAUACCACAGAAAAACUUAUUGAAGGUCUCAGAUCUCCUGAGACUACGCUUCUGCUCCCUGACCUUUUACCUCUGGCUGAUCCUUUCAGCAGCAACACAGACUCUGAUAAUGGAAAACCUGACAUAGCCAUUGAGUCACUAAUACCUGGACUUGAACCCCCAAUGCCUCAGCGACUUACACCUCAGACUGACUCGGUAGCUUCAAACAGAACAGAUGAUACUAACCUAAUUUCAGGCUUUGAUCUACCUGAGAGCAGUGAAAAGCUGGCAGAAGAUGAGUUUGACCCAAUUCCUGUGUUGAUAUCCAAAAAUUCACAAGGUUACCAAAAAGAUUGUAGUGGAUAUCCAGCAGUGCUAACUGGGCACACUGCAGGAUCUUCAGCCUAUGAAGAAAGUCAUGUAUCUCAUCACAAGAAUAUUUCUGAUGCAGGAACAUCAGAACAUGUAGACAAUUUAAAAACUGGAGCUAAAAUACAAAAAUACACUUCAAGUAACAGUUCAGUUCAUAGCAGUGAAGAAGGGAGUGACCAUGAAGCUGAGCUUUUAGACUGUAGUGGUUCUAGACCUUUAUUAAUGGAUUCUGAAGAAGAAGAGGAUAUUAAUAGACAACAUGAUAUGAAGAAAGAAGUUUUAAAAAUUGAUGAACUUGCUCAGUUUAGUCAGGAAGGAUUGCCCAGAGACAAUUUACAAGCUGCCUUUUCUCCAGAUAUUUUAGAACAGCCUCCGGUAUCAUCCCAAAGACACAGUGAAGAAACGCACAAUGAAUUGGAUAACCUUCCUUCUGCUGUUUUUGGGAGUUCUAAUACAACUGAAGAUGACUUUGAUGUGUUUUCUAAAGCUCCAUUUACUGCCAGGAACACCAUCACAGCAAACCCGCAGGAAGAAAUAGAUGUUUUCUUAAAAGCACCAUUUAAUAAGAAAAGAUACAUGGAACAUAACAUUUUUCAGAAUCCAGCACUUCAGAGUAUUUCCAGUGACAUGCAUGGACAUGUACCACAUAUAGACCAGCCUACUGAUGUCUAUAGUUUAAGGAAGUUCAGUUUACAUAAUGCUGAUCAAACAGUGUCAGAAUCUCCAAUAAAUACUGCAGUUCAGCACUCCAGUGUAGGCUUCCAUUCUCUAAGAAGUGAUCCAUUUUAUCCCAAGGAAGAACUAGAGAACCAAGGUAGCAUCAUGCAAGAAUCUAUUAAUGAAAAAAACUUGCAAAAUAUUAAAACACAACUUUAUGUCCCUCCUGAAGAAGCUGUACUUGGCGAUGUUGUUUCCAAACCUUUCCGCCCUCAGUCUUUGUGUAAAUACUCUCGUCACUACAGUCCAGAUGAUGGACAAAGUAUAGGAGCACAGCCCAUAGCAGCUUGUAAAGUAGUUUCUCUUGCAAAUAAGCAGACUGUAGCGACAUCGAGUAACAUUGCAACUGUAUCCCCUCUGACCUCAGAGGUCUCAAGUCCUGACCCUUUUGCCUUGGCUCCAUUUCCUUCCAAACCAAGCAAGUAGAGUUCAGAAAUAUCGUACAGCACACUGACUGUGCUACUUAAAAUAUGUAUGCAAGUUAUUCUUUGUUUUAAGCUUGCACUUUGUGACACUUUUGCUGACCAAAUUGAAACUGCAGUGACAGAUGUAUCACUAUGGUAUUAAGUUAUGGUAGAUAAUAGGUAGCUUUUUUCUCUCUCUCUUAGAUGCCUAUUGAUGUGUGAUACCUAGAGUUAGUCACAUAAAAAUGUCUGUUUUAAACAGUUUAUUUUCAUUUAUAGUAGUGACCUGAAUGUGAUCUUGGUGUUUCUCAGAUAAGUUUAUUUUUAAGCAAAACUUGAAAUUUGAUCUUACAAGAGUAUAUACAUCUUGUCUGUAGGACAAUUAGAAGGAUAUAGUUUGUAUCAUGGGUUUUAGGGGGGAACUCAAGUCCAUGUGGAAAUUCAUUUUCUUGAACUAAAUGAAAUAUGAACAUUUUACUGGUUACUGAACACAGUCACAGAAUGCAUUUGUGUAAAUUGGAAGUAAACUACAUACUGUUGGAUAUGCAUAGAAGGAUAAAGCCAGGUCUUCACCUGCCUUGAAACAGUGCCUUUCACAUUAAGUAUUUUUACUGCUUUCAUGUAAGGUGAGGCUGUUGAGUUUCCAAAGCCGCCUCCUUUCCUAGACUUGUAAUAGAAAUAAAAAUAAGAAAAUCCAAACACUGUCAAAAGUAAAGACUACCUUAGAACAGUUUAUCUUGUCAGUGAAAUGUCUGUAUUUAUAAUGCAAGAAAACUGAAUACUGUUGAUUGUAAUAGAAAUUAGUGGGCUACAUUCAGUUUAAUAAAAGUACUUUUUUGUGUAAGAUGUAUAUACUUCAAGACCAAAUGCCAUGUCCUUUGUAAUCAACAGAUCCAUAUUUCAAUGAAGCAAAUUCAUUUAUUUAAUUAAAAUUUUACGUGUCUUAGACCUCACAGCUAUUCCCGCAUGGGGUAGUCUACUCUUCACAGAUGUUCUGGUGUUUGAAUGCAUUUCUUGAAGUAUGUUUCUCAACAGAGAGAGCUGUAAGUUCAUAUAAAACAUUUGCAACUAUCAAACCACCCAUGACUUCAUAGUUUUUAUGGUACAUUUGGACCAUCAUUAACCUUUAAUUACUCAGGAUUGAAAUGUAGUUAUACACUGGUAUUUAAACCAAGCAGGUGUGCAAACAUUAUAUUUGUCACUGUUUUUCUUCCUUAGAUUGAGUAGUUCCAGAAGCUUAUCAAAUACUCUGUAACAUGAAAGUUAAAAAGUGAUAAAAUGUAAGUGAUGAAAACAGUUCUAGCAAACAAUCAGUGUUUUCUUUUGAUAAAAUGUCUGUAUACAAUUGAGGGACAUUUUGUUGCAAGAAAACUGUUACAGUGGUACCAUAUGAUUAUGUUGAUAUAUAAACAUGGAUUGUUUUCUUCCAUUCUUUUCAUAGUAGAUGCUGGAAGAAAGUGUACAUUUGCAAGAAACCCAUGCACAAUGCAUAUAGAAUGAGUGUUCAUAAAAAAAAAAAAAAAUAGGGGCAUCACAUAUAGCCUACAUCUGCACCGAAAUUAUUUGGUCUUGUUUGGACUAAGAAAUGUUAGUGGAACUGAGUUGGUAGACACUGAUCUUGAAGAAAUCUUCUUAUCUUAAAGUAUAAAGACUGAUUAUCUUGAUGUAAAGUGGCAUAAUGUGGCAGUAUAAAGUGAAAGAAUUUUCCAUAUCUA